This is a messenger RNA of Ricinus communis (castor bean), 2319 nucleotides long. RefSeq lists its product as uncharacterized. The coding region runs from base 342 to 2183 and encodes 613 amino acids. Gene Ontology annotation, molecular function: protein binding. The transcript has a single exon. Gene Ontology annotation, biological process: cell surface receptor signaling pathway. The record is from RefSeq and is a predicted model, not a curated record. Lineage: Eukaryota; Viridiplantae; Streptophyta; Magnoliopsida; Malpighiales; Euphorbiaceae.
CACUUUCUUUCCCACUUCUCACUUCCUCAAAAAGUCGGUUUCUAAUUCUAUUUCCUUCGACUUUCCUUAAAGGCUUAACCCAAACCAAAAACUACGGUUACUCUCUUUUAUCCCUCCAUUCCACGCACUCUCAAUCUUUCAAAAAACACACACACAAUUCCCCAGAAACACAACACAACAUAACAAACAUGCGACCAAGGAAUUAACAUUCCAACAACCAAACACGACCCCAGUCUCCCUCUUUCUCUUUCCCUCUACGCUCGAGGAAUCAAUCCAAUUCCUACGAUCAUCCGGACGAGCAAACUGAAAUUCAAGAAACCACUCACUCACUCGCCGAGCCAAUGGACGAGAAAAGAAUCGAAGACGAACUGACCUACCCGUUUUUACUCGCAGACCGUCUCCGUUUAGCCGUACAGGAAGCCGAUUCAUUCAAGCAAGAAUGCACAAACAUCGGUAACUACGCAAACUUACUCUCCGACAAGCUCCGUUUGUUUCUCCGUUUCACUGGCUCUUCUCAGUCUUUCUACGACCGUCCAGUUCGCCGGAUAGUUUCCGACGUCGCUAAAAAUCUUGACCGUGCCCUAACCCUAGUGAAGAAAUGUAAACGGCGUAGCGUUCUUCGUCGUGUUGUUACGAUUAUUAGUUCUACUGACUUCAAAAAAGUUCAGACUCUUCUUGAAGCUUCUGCGGGUGAUGUUAAAUGGCUUGAGAGUAUUUUAGGUUUUGGUGGCGGCAGUGGUGGUGAUGAUUUCGGUAUUGAUCUUACUUUGCCUCCGAUUGCGAGUAAUGAUCCAAUUCUUGCUUGGGUUUGGUCUUCUAUAGCGUCUAUUCACGUGCGCCCAUUGAACGAUAAAAUCGAAGCUGCCAAUCAGCUAGCGCAGCUGGCUCAGGAUAAUGAUCGAAACAAACAAAUUAUUGUCGAGGAAGAAGGGGUUUCUCCUUUGUUGAAGUUGUUAAAGGAGAGUGCUUCCCCAGAAGCGCAAUUUGCGGCUGGGACAGCGCUUCUUUAUUUGGCUAAUGACGAGGAGAGGGUUAGAGCUAUUGUUAAUGAACAAGGGGUUUCGGUGAUUGUAAAAGUUUUGGCUGAUUCACCUAUGAGGGUUCAGAGUUUGAUGGCCAAUUUGGUGGCCAGAAUGGCAGAGCAUGAUCCAAUUGCGCAGGAUGAUUUCGCUAGAGAGAAUGUAAUCAGACCGCUUGUUACGUUGUUGUCUUUCGAGACAUUUUCUGAUGAUCAAUUGGGUAAGCAGAGUAUUCAUUCUAUUGUUCAGAUUAAUAAAGAAAUCGAGAAAUAUCCGAUUAAUGGGUCGAAGAAUAAUCAUUUUAAGCCUUAUAUGAAUUCAUUUUCGAGUUUUCAUUCUGAAGGGGGGAGUAGUAGGGGUGGUAGUAAUAAUAAUAGGAAAGAAAGAGAGAAUGAGAAGCCUGAAGUUAAGCUUAAAUUGAAGAUUACUUGCGCUGAAGCUUUGUGGAUGCUUGCCAGUGGAAGUGUGCUGAAUAGUAAGAGGAUCACUGAAACGAAAGGGUUGCUUUGUUUGGCUAAAAUAGUUGAGAAAGAAGAAGGAGAGUUGCAAUAUAAUUGCUUGAUGACUAUAAAGGAGAUCACUGCUGCAGCUGAAUCCGAUGCUGACCUUAGACGUGCUGCUUUUAAGACUAAUUCCCCUGCUGCUAAGGCUGUUAUUGAUCAGCUUUUGAGGGUGAUUAGAGAGCUGGACAGUCCAAAAUUGCAAAUUCCUGCUAUUAAAGCAAUUGGUUCAUUGGCUAGAACUUUUCCGGCUAGAGAAACUCGAGUUAUUGGUCCUUUAGUUGCCAAGCUUAGUAGUAGGAAUCAGGACGUGGCAAUAGAAGCUGCCAUUGCACUGGGGAAGUUUGCUUGUCCGGAAAAUUUUCUCUGCGAUGCACAUUCCAAGGCAAUAGUCGAGUUCAAUGGUUUACCACCUUUGAUGAAAUUGCUGAGAGGAAAUGAACGGGCACAGUCGCAUGGAUUGAUCCUCCUCUGUUAUCUUGUAUUACAUGCUGGCAAUAAUGAGGCUUUGGAACAAUCUAGGGUGUUAACUGCCCUUGAGGGGGUAGAUCGGACGGUGUUUACACAAUUUCCUGAUUUGAGAGAAUUGGUCUCCAAGGCAAUAUAUCACAUCAAUCUCUAUCACACCAGCGCCCAUUCUCAAAGGUUUUCAUAUGUUCCUUGACAAUUUUUGUGUAAGUUAGGGCACCCAUAGUAUUUGUUGGGGGAAUUGUUUGCUGUUCAUAGUCGAAUCAAGUUGUUGCUUUUUAUAGUACAGAAAAGAAAAUCGACAGCUAAUUGAAAUAGAGUUUUCUGAUGCA